Molecule: messenger RNA, 5728 nt
Organism: Myxocyprinus asiaticus (Chinese sucker)
Lineage: Eukaryota; Metazoa; Chordata; Actinopteri; Cypriniformes; Catostomidae
Exons: 6
Coding region: 2794-3735 (313 amino acids)
Source: RefSeq, a predicted model, not a curated record
AUAUUCUUAAAGUAUGUUGUGAGCUGACCAUUCAAUGACUAAUACUUCUGUUUAUUAGAAUUUAACAGAAGAAAAUUACUCAACAUCCAGCCUUUAAUGUAUUUAAUACAAUCCACCACCUUGGAAAACUGUGAAAUUUAAUCUGGUCUGAAGAAAAUGUAAAGCUUUGUGUCUUCUGCAUGUAGCAAAGUGGAGAAAUUUCAUGCAAUUUAAAUGGAUAGUUCACCCAAAAAUGAAAAUUCUCUCAUUAUUUACUCAUCCUCAUGAUAUCCCAGGUAUGUAUGACUUUCUUUCUUCACCAGAACAUAUUUGAAGAAAAAUAGAAAAAUAUCUCAGCUCAGUAGGUCCUUAAAAUGCAAGUGGACAGUGAUCAGACUUUUGAAGCUCCAAAAAUCACAGACAGUCAUCAUAAACAUCAUCCAUACGACUCCAGCGGUUAAAUUAAUGUCUUCUAAAGCGACACGAUCACUUCUGCCGCGAAAAAGAUCAAUAUUUAAGUACUUUUUAAACUUUAAAUCAUCGUGACAUAAUCGCGUCGGCAUGCUCAUGUGAGAACUGAUGCACGUGCAACACACACGGAACAGCAGCGCUGUUUACAGCUGAGUAGGAGGAACGCUCUACAGAAGCUUCGGUGGUUUUGGUUUAGAUCUGUAUUUAUCUGUUUCUUUACUCACAAUGGUGCAUUUGUGUGCUUAUCCUGAAUGUCUCAACCGAGAAGAGAACGUGAGAUUAUGUCUGUAACAUGGCAAUGCGAAUACAUCACACGAGAGACCGCUUGAACUCCACUCUCUCCUGAAGCUUACUGGAAGCACUGGAUUAUAGUUAGAAAGUACUUAAAUAUUGAUCUUUUUUUGCACCAGAAGGAACUACUGAGCUGAGAUAUUUUUCUAUUUUACUUCAAAUGUGUUCUGCAGAAGAAAGAAAGUCAUACACAUCAGGGAUAUCAUGAGGAUGAGUAAAUAAUGAGAACAUUUUCAUUUUUGGGUGAAAUACCCCUUUAAAUCUAGACAUAAACUGGAUGUGGCCCCUUUAAGAACGGAGUUUUGCAACACCUGCUUUCUGGCACUCUCUCGAAUUAGAGACGUGAGAGCAAGCGUUGGGCAAGAGAGCUCCCAGUUUUGUUCAUCGUUUGAGAAUUCUUUGGGUAAAUAUAAAAUUUCACACAAAAUGCUUAUAAAUUGCAUUAAAUAUGUGUUCAAAAGAGUCGUAUGUUAAAAUUUUGUGUUUGUUAUGGAUAAUUUUUGAAGGAUGCAUAUGGAUUACAUGUAUGGAGUUUGUGUACACAUGUGAGGACUAGAUAUGUAAAUUUAGUAUUAAUCAUAUCUCACUUUAAUCAUUUAUAGCGCAGAGUGUUUUCCAGUUUAGUGAAUAAGUGUAAUAUGUGUUAUAUGUGAAAAUAUGAAAAUUCUAUUCUUUUAAAUGUUUAUACAUGUCCUUAAAGCCUGGUUAAUUAUGCAUAAAAUGCUUUAAGUGAUUUAAGCAAGUACUUAAACAUAUAAAAUGCUGUGAUCGAUUUAAGCAUGUAUUAAGAACGUGUUGAAGCAUAUGGGUAGGCUUUGCCCUUUUUGUAUUUUCAUUUAACAUUAGCCUCUACCGUAUUUCAUUUCCAUAUUUCAUUUUCGUAUUUCAUUGUACCGCAUUUCAUUUUUUUUGUAUUUUCUUUAUUCUUUUUUUUUUUUUUUUUUUUUUUUUUUAAAUACAAUACAUCGACCGCUGUUUUUUAUUUAUUAUUUUUUUUAUUUUUACAGCCAUCUGAAUAAAACCCCAAAAUAUAUUUUGUGUCCAUGUUGAUUAUUUUCAACCUACCGGCUACAUGCAUAAUAGUCAAAGCUCAUGUUUCCUGCUAAUAUCACCCACAGGGAAUUUGUAAGGAAAAUAACAAAGGACCUAACACUGAGUCUUGUGGCACACCAUACAUUUCCUGUGUUUGGUGGGACAGCUGUUCAUUUACACAGAGUGGUAUCUUAAGCAAGCUAGCACCUGUCCGCAAAUAUCAGCUUGAUUUUCAAGUUCGCCCAAAAGAAUGUCAUAGGGUCAAAGUGCUUAGGUCCAUAAAUAGAUACAGUCCCAGUCUGGGGCUAAAAAUAAGUUGCUUGUUGCUACGGUGGAGCCUAAAACCUGAUUGAAAUUCUUCAUGAACAAUUUCUAUGCAAGAAAGUGCGUAGCUGGGUGGACACCGCUUUUUCUAAUAUUUUGACGCAAACUGAAGAUUUGAAAUAGACUGUUAAUAAUUUCAUUUGUAAGAUUUAUAUAUAAGCAGUUUUAUAAUUUUCAGUUUGAAGGAUACCCUAAACUUAGGGAGGAAUAUAUCACUUUCAGUAGGGGUUCAGAAAUCACAGGAAACACCUCUUUUAAUAGUUACGGUCAUUAUGCUAAAAUCAUUUUUAUGAGUUAAUUCUACCAGUCUUGUGGGUUGAUUCAACCAAUUAGCUAAAGAAAUUCGUGAGGUUAAUACUUGGACAUUGUAACGGAAUAUCAGGUUCCGUCAAAGUUUGGUGUUUCGUUACUGUUCUGGCAAUUUGCAAAAGAUUACGAUAAUUAAGUAAUGUCUUCGAUAAUAUCACACAACCUUUAGCGGGCUUCCCCACAUACAGGCCUAGAUACCAGGAAUACUAGUUUCUAAAAUAUUAAAGAGACUCAUUUAAAAAUACUUUAGCAUUCUAAUGAGUUUUUCUGAUUGUAAUAAUCGGUUUACUCAUGGUCAUUUUCAUUUGUCUUAGUGACCUAGGCUGCCUAUAGGUCUGGUUCAAAUGUCACAGGUGCAAGUGUUGGGGGGGUUUAUGGGGGUGUUGGAUGUGCAUCCAUGGCUUUUACACUGUAGGUGGCGUUAUGAGUCUGUUACAUCUCGUGUCACGUUACCUGGUAGACGCAAGAUUCAGCCAUUUCGACCAAGUGUUCUGCGGUUCUUCAGUCUCAAAAAACAAUUUGCCACGCGAACGUCUUCAGAAGGAAAUCUUCGGUGUAUUUGGUGUUGAGACGGUUGACUUGAAGACAAUAGAAGUAAUGGAGGGCGAUCCUGUCAUGCUAGAAACUUGUCUUAACAAAAUACAGAAAGACGAUGAGAUAGAGUGGAAGUUUGGAUCUAAUGGUCCUGUCAUAGCUAAGAUCAAGGCCAACAAUGCCUUAUUAUAUGACAGUGAUGAUGUGAUGUUUAGUGACCGACUCCAUCUAGAUGCUCAAACUGGAGAUCUGACCAUCAGGAACACCAGAAUCAAACACUCUGGGACUUAUGAACUAAAGAUCAUCAAUGGCACACACACCAUACAAAAGAGAUUCAGUGUCACCGUCAUUGAUGCGAUUCCUAAGAAAGUGUCAGUAAUAGAGGGCGAUUCCGUCCCUCUCGUGCAUGAUAUUACUGAUAUAGAGAAAUAUGAUGUGAUAGAGUGGAUGUUUGGAGCUGAAGGCCCUGUCAUAGCUGAAAUUGAUAAACAGAAAAGUGAGAUCCCAUCAUAUAAUGAUGCUGAUGGGAAAUUUAGAGGCAGACUUCUACUGGACGACCAGUCAGGAUCUCUCACCAUAACAAAAAUCACAUCCACUGACGCUGGACUUUAUAAACUAAAGGUGUUUGGCACGAACAGAGACGCCAAAGAAAGGAAAUUCAGAGUUACUGUCAGUGCAGUGGGCCUGUCCUCGGGUGUCAUAGCGGCGAUAAUUGUUUGUGUAAUUGUGUUUGUGUCUGCUGCUGCUGCCGUGGGUUGCAUUUGCCAUAAACGCAGGACACAACGACUCUUAUGAUAAAGGGAAUGGGCAACUGGAGCCUUUGAAAGGAGGUUCUGAUAAACAGUAGUACAUAAUUACUGUACCACUAAACAUGAGCUGUAUACAAUUGGCUGCUGUAUACUGUUAAGAAAUGAAACUUAACAAGGGUGAAUUGCUUCUCUGGCAUGAUUAGGGAAACUGGUACACUAUAUGCUUUCAUAUAAUUAAUGAAACAGAUUUAAGUUUACACACACUAGUUUAUUUUAAACUUCUGUUUUUAUAAAUGUCAAUAUAGUUUCAUACCUGUUACUCGAUCUGGCUCUUUGACUCUCAACUUUCAUAUUGUGGGACUAUUGAAGGCUUUUAAGUUUUUAUGAAAUAUGUAAUUUGAAGGUUCAUUUUAACAGAUAAAGGAUCUGUUUCUCAUGUCUGUAUUUUUCUUUGGAUGUUCUCUACAUUAACUGAGACCAACAGCUGGAAAAGGUCGGUUUAAUCUUGAAUUCACAUCACAGUAUGUUUCUAUGUGUCUCUAAAGAGAGCACAUGUAUCAGAUGCUUUAACACCCAUUUAUAGAACAUAUAGAAAUGCAUGGUACACAGACUCUAGAAAUGCAUGGUACACAGUUCAAAAACUUUUCCAGUUGUUUUUCCUGAAUGUUAUAGGCUAGUUAGUGCCUAGGUUUUGUGUUCAAUCAAAUGAUGACACUAAAACGUAUUUAAAAUCUGCCAUCUGAUCAGAUAUGAAUGUAAUUUGAGAUCUUAAAUGUGAGCUCACUGAGUGACUGUUGCUCAUCUGUUCUUGUGAUGUACUGCUGUUCUGCCCUCUAGUGGAUAAAACAUGAUUAAGCUUUUUUCUUAAACAUAAUUGUUUUCAGAUCACUGAGAUUCAUGAGUAGGCUAAUAUGAAUGAGUUUAUUUUUUUUAACCCUUGAAAUUAGAUUCUUUUGGCUGACUUUAUUGGCUUUUUCUUUAUCUUGUUAUACAAGUCUCUGCUUGGGUAUAAUUGAAAAUCCUAUGUCUUAAUGUCUUGAUGCCUUUGUUGUAUAUUUUUUUACAUUUUUUUUUUAAAUAAAAAAUGGGAAAAUGUAUUACCAUAUCAGCCUUUAUAUAUAUAUAUAUAUAUAUAUUUAUUAUUAUUAUUAUGACAUGCCAUUUUGUCUCCGUUCAAUUUCACCUCAUCUGUACACACGUAUAGGCCUAUAUGUGUUAUCACAACUGCACACAAUGUUUUUGAAACUAUUACUUCACUAUCGUGGAGUAGUGUCUACAUGACUCAAGUAUUUCCUUAUCUUUAUGUUCUAUCUUUUGUUCCGUGUUCACAUUUUGUGCUGUCUGGGUCAAAGUGUUCUCUUAAAUCUGUAAAAAAAAAAAAUUAAACAUUCCCAGAAUGUAAAUUUGAAGAAACUGUAACGUUAAGCAAUUUAAUAUUUUAAUAAAAGUAAUAUUUAAUUUAUGACUAUUCAACAUAUAAUCGAAUAUGGUUGAAGACGUUGUUGCGUUCAUUCACCACUAGGAAGCUGACUGAUUUCUUCACAUGCGGAUGUUCUGCCCUUCCUUGCACAUUUACUGAUUUCUUUUUCGGUAGCAAAGAUAUCUUUAUGAAAAAUCACAAUUAAUCUUAUUGGGUUUAAAGCUGCUGUAUCGGUCUUUGAUUUGUCAGUAAUUCUGUCUGUCGUUGAUGUUCUGGGUGCCGUUCAGAAACGAUAAACACAACUGAGGUUUAUUUUUAAUCUGCAAAUAAACGAUUUUACUGAAAUCUACAUCAAUAUGAAGAACAUAGUUUUCCUAAUUUUCCCCUCAGUUUUCGUGAGUGCUGCGAUCUGUCUAGCUGUUUGAAACACUCGCAGCACGUUGAGUCCACUGCCACACGCCUGGUGUGUGUGUGUUCUCAAGUGUUCACUCCUGUGGGAAAGCCGUGAUGCUCCAUAUUGUUGUUGCUGUGAUGAUUCAUGAAGUGUUCCAUUCAACUCGGAGAGUCUGAAUUUCCUCCUUUCAACUGGGGAAAGUGCAACAGAAUGACACUUUAUGUC